This is a messenger RNA of Populus trichocarpa (black cottonwood), 1390 nucleotides long. RefSeq names its product protein DETOXIFICATION 14. NCBI's taxonomy places the organism in Eukaryota, Viridiplantae, Streptophyta, Magnoliopsida, Malpighiales, Salicaceae. Bases 299 to 1390 code for a protein of 363 amino acids. Gene Ontology annotation, molecular function: antiporter activity; xenobiotic transmembrane transporter activity. The transcript is spliced from 5 exons. Gene Ontology annotation, cellular component: membrane. The record is from RefSeq and is a predicted model, not a curated record. Gene Ontology annotation, biological process: xenobiotic detoxification by transmembrane export across the plasma membrane.
UAUACAUGGAAUAAAAUGAGAUGAGCUUCCGAAGGUGUAAAGAGUUCUACUUGCAUGCCUGCACCAGGCAUAAUUCUGCAUCAAGGCUUUCCUCAUUUGGGCAAUGACAACUAUACAGUUCAAACAAACUGAAAACAACCGGAUUUGACAAGGUUUUCUUGUAGUUUUAUAUGUUUUGAAUCAGUUGAGAAGUCAAAGCUGAACAAAAUGUGAUGUAAUUCAGUUCAAAUUAUAAUAUAGGUUUCAGUGAGUUAGUACAUUAAGGAUAAACUUUUCAAGCUACACUUAACAUGGUGCUAUGACUGUCAAACAGUUCGGAUUAGCUGGUGCAUUGGAAACUCUAUGCGGGCAAGCUUACGGAGCAGAGCAAUAUCAAACAGUUCGGACUUACACUUACUGUGCCAUCAUUUCCUUGAUUUUGGUCUGUCUCCCUAUAUCCUUUCUAUGGAUGUUCACGGACAAGCUUCUUAUCCUUAUAGGCCAAGACCCUUCAAUCUCCCAUGUCGCUCGCAAAUACUCUAUUUGCCUCAUUCCUAACUUGUUUUCAUAUGCUAUACUUCAAGCGCUGAUUCGCUACUUCCAAACUCAGAGUUUGAUCCUUCCAAUGCUGUUUAGUUCAUUUGCCUCUCUGUGUUUCCAUAUAACUCUUUGUUGGGCUCUAGUGUUUAAAGCAGAAAUGGGAAUCAUAGGAGCAGCAUUAGCCAUCAGUUUAUCAUAUUGGUUGAAUGUUAUCUUGCUUGGGUUAUACAUGAAGUGCUCUUCCGAAUGCGAAAAAACUCGUUCUGUGUUCUCGAAGGAUGUCUUCUUUGGCAUAAGGGAGUUCUUUCGCUUUGCUGUUCCUUAUGCAGUAAUGACUUGUCUUGAAUGGUGGUCUUAUGAGGUACUUAUUUUACUAUCUGGGCUGUUACGAAAUCCUAAAGAGGAGACCUCUGUGCUUUCUAUAUGCUUCACAAUCACCUAUCCGCAUUACUUCAUUCCUUACGGGUUUGGGGCCACAGCAAGCACCCGGGUUUCGAAUGAAUUAGGAGCUGGGAAUUCUCAGGCAGCUAAGAUGGCUGUCUGGGCCAUAAUGGUUAUUGCAAUCACCGAGGAGAUUAUUAUAAGCACAGCUCUCUUCUUUUGUCGCCACAUUAUGGGAUAUGCAUUCAGCAGCGAGAAGCAAAUUGUAAAUUAUGUUGCAGAUAUGGUUCCUUUCAUUUGUCUGUCAGUUAUCAUGGACUGCUUACAAUCAGUACUUUCAGGGGUUGCUAGAGGAAGCGGGUGGCAGAAGUUCGGAGCCUACGUGAAUCUUGCGGCGUAUUAUCUGGUUGGGACACCGGUAGCAGCUGUGUUGGCUUUUGUUUUACACUUAAGGGCGAAGGGCCUUUUGAUUGGAUUGGCAACAGGAUAA